This is a messenger RNA of Colletotrichum lupini, 825 nucleotides long. RefSeq lists its product as uncharacterized. Bases 1 to 825 code for a protein of 274 amino acids. The record is from RefSeq and is a predicted model, not a curated record. The transcript is spliced from 6 exons. NCBI's taxonomy places the organism in Eukaryota, Fungi, Ascomycota, Sordariomycetes, Glomerellales, Glomerellaceae.
AUGCCUAUGCCUCGCUUUGUCGCAGAGGGCCUCACUGAGGAAUACUUUGACGAAGUCGCCUGGCCGGCCUACAAGGCGUACCACUCUCACCAUGAGCCUGAAGAUGAUGGCUCCAGGCCCGCGACAUACAGGGAGCUCUUGAGAUGGGCUAUGGACCAAAUCUUCAGGGUGAAUGGGGUUGUUGGACAUCCAUACCGGAAUGGUCAAGGAGACCAGCAAAGCCAAGGACGAGAGCAAACUAAUGAGCUACUCGAGGCAGAUGGGAUAUUAGGGUGGAAGAGACAACUUGUCACCGAGGCUUGGUCAUGGGGCCACUUCAUAUUGAGUUCUCGCAAGACGCAGCUUUUGAAGCAUUAUCAACCAAGGACUCUCCUUCUUUGCUUGAUUCGUUGUCAACUACGCUCUUUUCCAGAAUCGAAGCUGGAAGUAUUGGGGCUCGACUCUACCGAAGAGUUGCUUCCAUGGAGGGCCUCCAUUCUGACUGCCGACGAGACGGGAUGGACCUCGACGAUGUUCAAGAAGCACCUUCAAUUAGCUAGUGGUAUCGCAACGUGGAGUUAUGUGCCUGUCCCCACGUCUCUCUAUGGUUUCGAACCUGACGCAUUCCCUCGACGGGGUCCCUCGACGCAUUCCCUCCACAAUGACCCGUUUUCCUUCCAAGUUUUUGUAUUGAAUACUUGCCAUGAUUUUUUUGGUUGGCUCUCAGAAGAGCAGGAUAGGAGGAGUACCAUUUCCGAGAUCAUCGUAAAGUUGGGGAUGCUCGAAGUAAUCGUCCCAGCGCCUCGGCAGCCUGCUGUCUCCAAACCUCUUCACGAACGUCGUUGA